Columba livia (rock pigeon) is the source of this 2552-nucleotide messenger RNA. RefSeq names its product cytochrome P450 1A4. Gene Ontology annotation, molecular function: steroid 17-alpha-monooxygenase activity; iron ion binding; heme binding. The record is from RefSeq and is a predicted model, not a curated record. NCBI's taxonomy places the organism in Eukaryota, Metazoa, Chordata, Aves, Columbiformes, Columbidae. The coding region runs from base 178 to 1758 and encodes 526 amino acids. The transcript is spliced from 7 exons. Gene Ontology annotation, biological process: progesterone metabolic process; hormone biosynthetic process.
AGGAGUUUGGACACACGUCAGCUUUGAUUAGACUUUAGUCACGUGACGGGAGGUUGCCGGGCCAAUCAGGGCGAGCGACGAUGCAUAUAAAGCAGGAGCGAAGGGCCAGCGGGUACCUGUCGGGAGGAUCGGGCCCCCAGCCACACUGCUCUCUAGGUUUUCCACAUACCAGCAACGAUGAAGGCUGUGAUGUCGCUGGUGGGAAGCCAAGGCAUUAUCUCGGCCACUGAGGUUGUCCUCAUGGCUGCUGUCUUCUGCCUGGUCUUCCUGUUCAUCCAGUCCCUCCGGCAGCACGUGCCCCAGGGGCUGAAGAGCCCCCCCGGACCCAGAGGCUUCCCCAUCCUGGGCAAUGUGCUGGAGCUGAGGAAGGAUCCACACCUGGUUCUGACCAGGCUGAGCAAGAAGUACGGGGAUGUGAUGGAGGUGAGGAUCGGCACUCGGCGCGUCCUGGUGCUGAGCGGGCUGGACACCAUCAGGCAAGCACUGGUGAAGCAAGGAGAAGACUUCAUGGGGCGCCCUGACCUCUACAGCUUCCAAUACGUCUCAAAUGGCCAGAGCCUGACCUUCAGCCCCGACUCAGGGGAGGUGUGGAAAGCCCUCAGAAAGCUGGCCCAGAAUGCCCUGAAGACCUUCUCCAGCACUGUCAGCCCCACCUCCUCUUCCACCUGCCUCCUGGAGGAGCAUGUCUCCAAGGAAGCUGAGUACCUGGUCACCAAGUUCCUGCAGCUGAUGGAGGAGGAGAAGAGAUUUGACCCUUUUCAGUACCUGGUGGUCUCUGUGGCCAACGUCAUCUGUGCCAUGUGCUUUGGCAAGCGCUAUGACCACAACGACCAAGAGCUGCUCAAGGUGGUGACCUUUGGUAAUGAAUUUGGGGAGGUGGCUGGUUCUGGCAACCCUGCUGACUUCAUCCCUGUGCUCCGGUAUCUUCCCAACCGUGCCAUGAAGCUCUUUAAGGACGUCAACAGGCGCUUUGACAUCUUUGUGGAAAAAAUUGUCCAAGAGCAUUACAUCGGCUUUGAUAAGGGGCACAUUCGGGACAUCACUGACUCACUGAUCGAGCGCUGCCAGGAGAAGAGUGGAGGGGAGGAUGCCUGCCUCCCGAUCUCCAAUGAGAAGAUCAUGGGCAUUGUCAGUGACCUCUUUGGGGCAGGCUUCGACACAGUGACAACUGCCUUAUCUUGGAGCCUCAUGUAUGUUGCCUUGUACCCUGACAUCCAGAAGAAGAUCCAGGAUGAACUAGACCAGCGCAUCGGCUGGGAGAGGAGACCGCGGCUGUCGGACCGGGGCUCGCUGCCCUACACAGAAGCCUUUAUCCUGGAGAUGUUCAGGCACUCCUCCUUCCUGCCCUUCACCGUCCCGCACAGUACGACAAAAGCGACGGUGCUGAAUGGUUAUUACAUCCCCAAGGGUACCUGCGUGUUUAUCAACCAGUGGCAAGUGAAUCACGAUGAGAAGCUUUGGAAGGACCCUUCAGCCUUCAACCCCGAGCGGUUCCUCAAUGCCGCAGGGACCGAAAUAAACAGGAUGGAGAGUGACAAAGUGUUGACUUUUGGCUUGGGGAAGAGGCGCUGCAUUGGGGAGUCCAUCGGCCGGUGGGAGGUGUUCCUCUUCUUGACCAUCUUGUUACAGCAUCUGGAGUUCAGCCUCUGCCCCGGCGAGGAGGUGGACGUCACUCCUCAGUACGGACUGACCAUGAAAUACAAGAAAUGUGAGAGCUUCCAGAUUAAGAAGCGUUUCCCCAUGAAAAGCUCUCCAUAAGCUGCAGGAGGAAGCAUCAUUUUGCAGAAGAAAGCCAGGGCUUGGAGUUGGAUGCUUAGCUUGUGUUGCUGCGCUGGAGGCUUGUUCAUCUCAUGUAAAUGCAAGCAGGGAGGGAUAAACCCAGCUUUGUUAGGCUCCUCACAGCCCCCCCCCCCCAACCAGCUCCAUUGCCUUUGCCUGCAGAAAAUCUCAGCCUGGGGACUGCAGCCCUGCAGAGGGGAGGAGGAUGGUUGGGGCUGGGAGCAGUGGGGGGGAUGCUGGAGGGCUCUGGGGGCAAUGCGGAGCCCAGACUCCCCCCACAACACCCAGUCCCAGCUAAACUCCCUGAAUAUAAAUUAAUGAAAUGAAUGCUGAGCAUUUCUACCAACCCUUAGUGACAGCCUGCUAGAGAAAAAAAUAAAUCUCUAUAGCCAUAAGUUCACAAAUGGAGAUAUUUUUAAUGAACUCCUAACAAGAAGCCUCCUGGAAAAUAUCAAAGGUGAAUAAGCGACAAGCAGCAGCAAGAGGGACAGCAGAACACUUCUGGCUUUCAGACCGUAUUUGCCGCUUUCUCUUUAUUACUAGUGUUUCUUUUUAGCAAGUCUAUAUUCAGACUAACAGAAGGAGCGAAGGUUUGAGAAGUGCAGGAGAUGCACUGCCUUAUGUCACACUCUGCCUUAGCCAGCACCAAGGUGCAUUCUCAUGGCAAACAGAGCAUCGAUUCCUGCUUGGUUGUACUUCUGUAAAGUGCACCUGUAUGCUGGGAUAUAAACUGCACAGUAUUUCUAACCCAAUAAAUACUUAAGUGAAAGUUU